Molecule: messenger RNA, 513 nt
Organism: Diuraphis noxia (Russian wheat aphid)
Lineage: Eukaryota; Metazoa; Arthropoda; Insecta; Hemiptera; Aphididae
Product: barH-like 2 homeobox protein
Source: RefSeq, a predicted model, not a curated record
AAGUACUUGAGCGUGAGUAAGCGCAUGGAACUGUCCAAGGCGCUGAACUUGACCGAAGUGCAGAUAAAGACGUGGUUCCAAAACAGGCGGACCAAAUGGAAGAAACAGCUGGCGUCCAAGCUGAAGAUUGCGCACCGGCACGGUUAUUUUCAACCGGUGCAGCACUACGCUUCGCUGUUCGCGCCGCAUUGUUACUUUCCGGCGGCGGCUGCGUCUAUUGCAAGCUCCUCUCCGUCCGGUCCGGCGGCUGGAGUUCAAAACUUUGGUUGCGGUUUACCGCCACAAACGACUUCGGCGGGACGUGAGUCAGCGGAACACGAGGUGAUUGUCGCGGAACGUCAAGUCGUCGCUAACAAAACGGAACGCCAACACCAUCACCACCAGCAUCACCACCAGAGAUAAAAUUUUUUAUUUGCUGAAGAAUGUUAUCAGAAAUUAAGAUGCAAACAUUGAAAUUACCUUCAUGCUACUAUAGGCUACGCUAUUAACUACUUACCUCCAGAUGUUCGGAGG